GUCGGAGGCAGUGCUCAGCUGUUUGUUGUUUUUGAGCUGCUCCUGUAGGCAUCGUCCAUCGUCUCUUUAAAGGCAGAAAUAACCACUUUAAGACAAUAUAACACCGUGAAAUAACAACUUUAUCGCAUUUACGUAGCGCCUGGUCGCGUUUAAAGUCAUCUACAGCGAGCGACAGCAGCGUAGGAAACAUGAAAUGGAUGUUCAAAGAAGAUCACUCCUUAGAACAUCGAUGCAUAGAGUCGGCCAAGAUCCGGAACAAAUACCCUGACCGUGUCCCGGUGAUUGUGGAGAAGGUGUGUGGCUCUCAGAUCGUGGACAUAGACAAGAGGAAGUACCUGGUGCCGUCCGACAUCACUGUGGCUCAGUUCAUGUGGAUCAUCAGGAAGAGGAUCCAGCUGCCCUCGGAAAAGGCCAUCUUUCUGUUUGUGGAUAAGACAGUGCCCCAGUCCAGUAUCACAAUGGGGCAGCUCUAUGAGAAGGAGAAGGACGAGGAUGGCUUUUUAUAUGUGGCGUACAGCGGAGAAAACACUUUUGGAUUUUAAACGACGACAACAAGACGCCAUUUUGUUUCUCCUCACCCUCAUCCACCCUCUUCUUCACCUUUCCCUCCAUCCACCGCUCCCCCAUAGAGAAAGCCCCAUUCAAACCAAAACCAGGCCUGGUCGGAUCCCUGAAGGCUUAAGACUGAGUGUGACUGCCCUAUUUGCACCAUUCUCUAGUUGUCUAUAGUGAGUUUGAUUGAGUUUGUGAGUUUUUGUGAAAAUAUAUUUAGCAUUUUAGAAGAUUUGUUUUUCACAGUUUGAUUUUUGCUUUAGUUGUGGUUUGAAAACAAUAUUUAAAGGGUUUUAAUUUAAAUACUUGAAGGUUGAGGUAGCUGGAUGACCUAACCAAUAAAAAUGAAUAUUACACUGCC
Periophthalmus magnuspinnatus is the source of this 913-nucleotide messenger RNA. It is a transcript of the gene gabarapl2, whose product is annotated as GABA(A) receptor-associated protein like 2. Gene Ontology annotation, cellular component: autophagosome; cytosol; autophagosome membrane. The transcript has 4 exons. The record is from RefSeq and is a predicted model, not a curated record. Lineage: Eukaryota; Metazoa; Chordata; Actinopteri; Gobiiformes; Gobiidae. Gene Ontology annotation, molecular function: ubiquitin protein ligase binding. The coding region runs from base 189 to 542 and encodes 117 amino acids. Gene Ontology annotation, biological process: cellular response to nitrogen starvation; autophagy of mitochondrion; macroautophagy.